AUGUUCUUCAAGCAACUUGCGCUAAGCCUCCUGGCUUUGGAUGUUCUGCCAGCAAUAGCCUCGUCUGCCCCAAGUCGACAGUUCAAGCGAGCAGCCAAUAUCACUACCUGCAAUGUCAACGAAUCGGCACCCAAGGUCAAGGCACCUAAGACUAACGUCUGGGCUCCAAUCUCGCCUGAAGACAAUCUAGCUGUCUGGAACCUCCUUCAUGACCCAGCCGCGGGCCUGAAUCUCACGGACCCUAGCAUUGCAAAUGUCACUGACAACUAUGUCUACUGGAUCGACACUCUUCACACCAACAAGUCUGACGUCCUGCCAUAUCUCAGUGGCACAGCUCAGUCUCCGCCAAAAUAUGCUCGCGUCGUCAUCUUCGCGGGCGGAAAAACAGAGCCAGAUUCGCAAGAGUACAUGGUUGGGCCGCUCCCGGUCAGCAAUGCUACCAAGAUCCAAAAGCUCGACUACAUCUUCAACGGCGGAAGUGGUGGAAAGAUCCCUUACAACAGUCGCUACUUUGACAACGCUCGCACGGCAGCGUCGGAGCCGCUCUUGAUCUCUGUCAUGAGCAACAUCUCGGAUAUCACUUCCCAGCUCAUUGAUGGAGUUUACUAUGGCUCCUCUGAUAACCGCACAACUCUCACUUCCACAAGCGGAACGCCGUUGUCAUAUGAUGGCACCCAAGCCUUUCGCACAGUCAUGUUCAGAUAUCCCAACACUGCCACGUACCUCACUCCUUUGGACUUCUUCGUCAUUCUCGACGUUACUGGCACGGACUCUUCUCUUUACAAGUUGAAAGGCAUUGUCACAAACGAGAAGUUUUUUGCUACUGUUGCCGACUUCAGGGCUGCUUGGGACGCAGGCGAGUUGAAGGAGACAUUUAAGCAAACAAGGACUCCUGAUUGGGGCCUUCUUGACCACAAGCCGGAAAUGGGCGUCAGAGAUCUUGAGGACAAGCUGGCACCUCAGAGUCUUGAGGUUGGUGGCAAGCGCUACAAAGUCGACGAGCAAGAGAAGUACAUCGAGUACAUGGGGUGGUCGUUUUACACAUCCUACUCCAGGACUCUUGGACUGAUGUACUAUGACAUCAAAUUCAAGGGCGAGCGCGUCAUCUACGAGCUCUCUCUUCAAGAGGCAGCUGCUCAAUAUGCCGGAUUCACUCCCAAGGCUGCCGGAACUGUGUACCACGAUACCUACUACAGCCUUGGUACGGACCUUGGCACCCUUGUGGAAGGAUACGACUGUCCUUUUGGCAGCACCUUCUGGAACGUGACAUAUCACGAAGGCAACUCCUCAGUUGUGAACACCGACGCCAUCUGCAUCUUCGAGGCUGAUGCCGGAUACCCUGUCUCUCGCCAUCGUUACGGAAGCAGCAACGACUACGGCUUCAGCUACCUUGGGACCGUCAAAGCGUCCGCGCUGACGAUGAGAUCCGUCGCGACUGUCGGCAACUACGACUACAUGUUUGACUACUCAUUUCAUGUAGAUGGCUCUCUGGAAGUCACUGUCCGUGCUUCAGGAUUCCUGCAGUCAUCAUUCUACUACGCAGACCAGGGUAACUUCGGUCCCAGAAUUCAGGAGGCAACUAUGGGGUCACUCCACGACCACAUUCUCACCUACAAGGCCGACUUUGACAUUCUUGACACCAAGAACAGCCUCGAAGUCAGCCAGCUCGUCGUUGUCAAUCAGACUCAGCCUUGGUAUCCCGAGCUCGGAUCUUUCGAGCAAAUGGAGUUGCAGAAGUCCACCAUGACGGAGGAGCAGCAGUUCAACUGGCAGCCGAACAAUGCUGCCAUGUACUGCAUUGUCAACCCCAACGCCACGAACGCAUGGGGUGAGAAGCGUGGCUACCGCGUGGUUCCAGGCAAGUCCAACAUCCACCUCACCCCGCUGAACUCGCCUUGGACCAAGCACCAAACACCAUUUGCCAAGUCGCAUCUCGCACUUUCUCGCCAGCAUGACAAUGAGCCAUACGCAAACAGCCAUGCGAACGUCAACCUUCCCAUGAAGCCUCAGCAGGACUUCCUCAAGUUCUUCAAUGACGAGGGCACUGACAACGAGGACAUUGUGUUAUGGUUCAACUUGGGAAUGCAUCACUUUACCAGAGCUGAGGACAUUCCUGUCACUCUUUACAGUGAAGCUGUUAGCAGCAUUGUGUUCGCCCCACAAAACUUCAAUGACAGGGCCCAGGAUGGAGACCUCCUCAACAGGAGAUGGGUAGCUGUUAAUGAGACAACAGGACAGUUGGAAUACGACUCAUACGGAGUUGCUUUGCCUGGACAGUGCGAGGUCGAUAUCGCUGAACCUGUUCUGAGCAUCAAGAAGAACGACGAGAUAUAG
Colletotrichum chrysophilum is the source of this 2334-nucleotide messenger RNA. RefSeq lists its product as uncharacterized. Bases 1 to 2334 code for a protein of 777 amino acids. Gene Ontology annotation, molecular function: quinone binding; primary methylamine oxidase activity; copper ion binding. Gene Ontology annotation, biological process: amine metabolic process. The transcript has a single exon. Lineage: Eukaryota; Fungi; Ascomycota; Sordariomycetes; Glomerellales; Glomerellaceae. The record is from RefSeq and is a predicted model, not a curated record. Gene Ontology annotation, cellular component: plasma membrane.